Molecule: messenger RNA, 884 nt
Organism: Pecten maximus
Lineage: Eukaryota; Metazoa; Mollusca; Bivalvia; Pectinida; Pectinidae
Product: MAM and LDL-receptor class A domain-containing protein 2-like
Exons: 7
Cellular component (GO): plasma membrane
Molecular function (GO): protein binding
Source: RefSeq, a predicted model, not a curated record
ACUGUGAACCAGACCAGUUCAACUGUUCCGAGUAUUGUGUACCACUACACUGGCGAUGUGACCGAUACAUUGAUUGUGAAGGAGAAGUGGAUGAAGCUGGUUGUGGGAGGUCAGUGGAGUGUAACUUCAAUACACCUUACGUCUGCGGAUAUAUACCACACAAUGGAAUCGGUCUGGAACGUAAGCGUACCAUGUGGACAAACGGUUUAACUGUCUUUGGCUAUGACAGGCAGGCAGAUAAAGAGCUCAGUCAAGAUUACUUUCUGGGCCAGUCUGGAGAGGUACUUCCAUCACAGAUGUCUAUGCGGUCACCAUGGAUGGCUGUGAGUGAACCAUCUUGCUUACAGUUUUUCUACCUGGGGAAUAUGGAGAGUCUAGAAGUGACUGAUAACAACGGUGGAACAUUUAACGACACAACAUUCGCCUCACCAAGAGAUUGGAGACAAGGCCAGUUUAAUGUAAUGAAUGAUUUUGAUGUGACAUUCACCAUAAGACCAAGUGCUGACGAGGACUACCAUUUCUUUGGACUGGACGGUGUUUCUCUAACUCCAGGAUAUUGUCCUGAGGCUAUAGAUUGUGUUGAUGGCGGUUAUUACUGUAACUCCAGUGGCAUCUGUAUCCCUAAGUCUGCUACGUGUGAUGGAGUCAAAGACUGUGAAGAUGGUUCUGAUGAGCUUUGUGACACUUCAAUCAGCUGUGAUUUUGAGCAUCCUUUUAUCUGUGGGUACACAUUCAUUGGCAUGGUGUGGCAACAAGCUCAUCCACUUCAUCUGCCUGACCAGGAUCAUACAUUCGGAAACGAGACAUAUAAAAACUACUCAGAUAUUCGUAAGUUAUAUACAGAUACAGUAGAUAUCCUGACAGACACUCAUAAGAAAUCUUGA